Xyrauchen texanus (razorback sucker) is the source of this 3585-nucleotide messenger RNA. It is a transcript of the gene c40h10orf90, whose product is annotated as chromosome 40 C10orf90 homolog. The transcript has 10 exons. The coding region runs from base 747 to 3008 and encodes 753 amino acids. The record is from RefSeq and is a predicted model, not a curated record. NCBI's taxonomy places the organism in Eukaryota, Metazoa, Chordata, Actinopteri, Cypriniformes, Catostomidae. Gene Ontology annotation, biological process: regulation of centriole replication. Gene Ontology annotation, cellular component: centriole; centrosome; cytosol.
CCCUCUUACAUGAUCUUUCCUCUCACGGAAGGAGGAAUCAGGCCCCUAACGUCUGUCCCAGCCUGUGUGAGACCACCCUAAGCAGUGUGGGGUCCAUGAAGUCUCACGCAAUGUCAGAGAGGAAUGAUAUUGUAUACUUUAAACCUGGUCCCAGUGCAGAGAAUGCUAAAUUGUGCUCUCUCGCUCCAGUUCGCUUCGGGUGGCUGCCCAUACAGAGACAUGUGAUAUUGACAGACAUGUCUCAUAACGCAUGCCACCAAGACAACAGCAGGUGCCAGCAGAAACUGAAGUCUCCUAUUACUCCAGUGUUACUCAGUAAUCCUGUCAAACCGAAUGGAUCUGGACCAAAUGAUAGAAAACCAGAACAAAGUGUGAAGACCGUGAAAUACUGGAGGACACCUGAAAAGACAUCAUCUAACCACCAGGCUUCAGGAUCUGCGAGCUCAGAGGGAGGUAGAAACAGAUCACAGUCUUGGAAUCCGACAGCCAAAUCGACCAGAAAGGUGGACACGGACCAGUCUCAGCAUGCUGGACCUCGACCCAACAACUCAGCUUUGACAGAUCCCACAAAUAGACGCAGUAGUGCACCCGAGUCGUUUUCUCUUAGCAUGCCCUCUAGUGGGGACAACGGCUGUGCUCCUAAAUACAGCUCUUCAAUAUCAUCCAUCACUCUCACUUCAAGGAGGGUCACACGCACUUCUAGUCUCCCUGACACAAGUUGACUGACUCAGAGGUCUCCGAGCCCCAUGACAAUGAUGAGUAAAGAUGCCACCGAUCCUCCAAAUGCCUUCUCUUCACUGGUUAUGGCACGAAGAAAAGCCAUGGUGGUCAAAAUCACUGAACAGCUGAAAAAAAGCAAAACUAGCUCUGAUCCAAGCACAACAGGGCGGCCCAUCUCCCUGACCCCUAGCUAUGACCACGGUUGCAAAGAAAAUGACCACCAUGUGGUACUGAGAAGAAAAGCAACCAUAGUAAAAAUGACAGAGCAAAGAGAGCAUUUUAGUCACGGACAGCCCUAUACAUCAAAAACACCAAAAUACAGAUACAGCUACACUGAGGGAAUCUACGGAAAAGAUGACAGAACAUAUGACAGCAACUCUGGAGUUAGUCUGUUAGCUAAAGAAGCUAAUGUCGCCAUGGCUAAUCCCUCAUGUUUUAGUCGAGAACAGCCAGAUACAACAAUGGCAGCAAAAUAUAGACACAGCUACACUGAGGGACUCCAAAAAACAGACAGCAUAAAAAACAGUAAUUCUGGAGUUAGCCUGUUAGCUAAUGGAGCUAAUGGAGCCAUGGCUAAUCCAUCACAUUUUUGUAGAGAACAAGCAGAUACAACAAAAACAGCAAAAUAUAGGCGAAGCUACACUGAGGGACUCAACGAAACAGACAGCCUCGCAUAUGGCAGUAGCUCUGAGGUUAGCCUAUUAGCUAAUGGAACUAAAGUUGCCAUGACUAAUCCCUCAUGUUUUACUGGAGAACAGUCUGAUUCAACAGAAACAGUGAAGCUACACAGACACAGCUGUACUGAAGGACUUAAUGGAAUAGACGGCAUAAAGUACGACUGUAAUUCUGGUGUUAGCCUGUUAGGUUAUGAAGCUAAUGUCCCGUUGGCUAAUCCUUUUAGUCGAGAACAGUCCAGUUCAUCAAAAACAACCAAGCUACACAGACACAGCUACAUUGAGGGACUCAGUGGAACAGAUGCCAUAAAAUACGAUUGUAACGCAGGAGUUAGUCUGUUAGCUAAUGAAGCGAAUGUCCUCCUGGCUAAUCCUUCACACUGUAGUCGAGAAGUGUCAGAUAAAACAAAAAAAGCUAAAUAUAGACACAGCUACACUGAGGGACUCGGAAUGAAUGCAAAACAAUACGAUAGUAGCUCAGGAGUUAGCCUGUUGGCUAAUGAAGCAAACUUGACUAAUCCCUCGCCGUCAAAUCAAACUUUUACGGUAUCUAUACAGCCAGGAGAAAACAAGUGGAAGUCUAGCAUAUCUCUUUACCUCAACAACCCAACAGACAGUAGUACAGUAGAAGAGACCAACAGCGGGAAGUAUAAGCUGCCUCGAAGGCCUCUUAGCUGUGAUGCUAGCCUUUUUAACCACACAGAGCUUGACGCUAUUGCAGUUACACAUCCCAAAUUACACAACAAGAGCUCUCCUGUUUCCCAGAAGACAAAUAUUGACCUUGUUAGUUCCAGUAGCAGUGAAGCACGCAGGCAUUCUGCCUCCAACAACGAUGCAGGGAUUCCAGGGAAAGAGGUAUUUCAAUGGGAUCGAACACUUCAACAGAGGGAAGAAACUAUUUCUGGAAUCAAACCUCUCACUCUAAUAAAUGUACCAGAUAACUCGCCUCAUCUCAACGCAGAUGCUAUUUUGGCCUUAAACGCUGCUGCAAUUAUCGCUAACAUAAAGCUGCAGGCCCAGCAAAGACAAGGAGUACAGCGUCUCAAUUCUUCUCCAGAGCAAAGACAAAUUACAUUAAACACAACAGCAGAUGAUAGAGGGGUCAAGGAAGACAGCUAUCCCUCUCCUGACCCUGAUGAAAAGACUGAAACACCUUCUAGGUGUACACAUGCUGAGUUUGUCCCAUUUGAGUCUCAAGAUGCCACUCUGGAAACUUCUCCUGCUCAGCUUUCACUGAGAGAGGCUUUAGCCAACAGACGGCCUGAUUUCAUCCAGCGCUCACAGGCUAGAGUUCGAGCCCUGGAGAGGAGGUCGCAGGAGAGGCAGGUGCUGCAGAAACCUCACAGCUCACCCCAGAGGCCUGAGCCUGCCUGCAUCCAGCAACAGGAAGAUAGCCUUUUGAAAUCAAAAAACAGAGGCUUCAUUGGAAAGGGACUACAGGUGCGGACAAUGAGGAAUUAUAACAAGCUUCCUGAAGUGAGAAAAAAGAAAGAGGAAGAGAAAAGGAAAAAGGAAGAGGAGAAAAGGAAACUGACAUCUCAGACCAACAGGCUUCGGGCAGAACUCUUUAAAAAGAAACUUUUGGACCAGAUUUUACGGAGAGGAAAUCACUGACACCGUCUUGGACUCGAGUUUCUCUUCACACUGCAGUUCUCAUGGCGGCCCUUGAAAAAUAUGAAAUGACGGCAGUUAUAAAUGAAAAUGUAAAAUAUUUCUGUCCAAUAUGAAUGUGAUUUUAACAUGGAAUAUCCUUCCUGUGGGUCUAGAUUACAUAUUCUCUGUGUACUCAUAUAAAUAGUUUUAUGUGGCUCAUUGUAUUUACGGCACCUGGUGAAAUAAACACUAGAGGCACUACAACAACUAUGAUUUUUUUUUCUUUGCAAUUUCACUCAAAUCACAAUUAAAACAUCAGUUGAUCAGUUCAGAAACACUCUGAUCCUCACACAAUGCUAUCUUAUGACACCUAAACACUUUUAUUAUAGUGCAUGACUUGUAAGGAGAUCAAGUCUGAUCAAAUUGUGCGGUAGCUCAACUGAGAGACCGUUGCACUUGCAAUGCAAAGGACCGGGGUACGAGUACUUAAGAGCAUGCAAGUCGAAAGUGUCAUAGUAGCGACACAAAAUGACGAGUUUGCUUCAAUUGCGUUUUUCAUGUCACGUUUGCUUUAUAGGACACUAGCGGUUUGGUUUAG